AGGUUAUUAGAGGUGGAGCGCGGGGAGGGCGCGCGGCAGGAGGCGGCCGCCCUUACGGCGCGAGCGUGGUCACGUGGUCGCUGGUCACCGCCGCCACCACCCCCUCCCGCCCUGUUCUCUCUUUGGUCGGGCCGGGCCCGGCUGGUUCCACGAGCGCCCGGCAGAGACUGAGGGAGAGAGAGAGAAAGAGGAGGGGAGGAGGAGGAGGAUUCAGGGAAUAGGAGCUGGGGAGCCCUGCUGCGCCACAGAGCAUUGCUACUUAAAGUGUGAUCUUCAGAUCAGUGCUGGUCUGCAAACUGAUUUCAUUGGUCUGUGAUGAAUUAUGGACAGAAAUUGAAAAAAUUUCCAAAGACUUGGUGAAGAUAGGAAAACUAUCAGAAAGGCAGUGGCACCAUUAUCCUGUAGUCACUUUUUUUGGCAUUGUCCAGUUCUCACAAUGUAUCAUUCCUUAUCUGAAACUAGACACCCUCUGCAGCCAGAAGAGCAAGAAGUGGGCAUCGAUCCCUUGUCGAGUUACUCAAACAAGAGUGGAGGAGAUUCAAAUAAAAAUGGAAGAAGAAGUUCUACUUUAGAUUCUGAUGGGACUUUUAAUUCCUAUAGGAAAGAAUGGGAAGAACUAUUUGUAAACAACAAUUACUUGGCAACAAUAAGGCAGAAGGGGAUUAAUGGGCAGCUGAGAAGCAGCAGGUUCCGCAGCAUUUGCUGGAAGCUAUUUCUUUGUGUUCUUCCUCAAGAUAAAAGUCAGUGGAUAAGUAGAAUUAAAGAAUUAAGAGCAUGGUAUAGCAACAUUAAAGAAAUACACAUCACAAACCCGAGGAAGGUUGUUGGCCAGCAAGAUUUGAUGAUCAAUAAUCCCCUUUCACAGGAUGAAGGGAGUCUUUGGAACAAAUUUUUUCAAGAUAAAGAACUGCGAUCAAUGAUUGAACAAGAUGUCAAAAGAACAGCACUCUGUGGAGCGAACAGGAGAUGGAAACAUCGGUUUCCUGAAAUGCAGUUUUUCCAACAAGAAAAUGUGAGAAAAAUUCUUACAGAUGUUCUUUUCUGUUAUGCUAGAGAAAACGAGCAGUUGCUUUAUAAACAGGGAAUGCAUGAACUGUUAGCGCCUAUUGUCUUUAUCCUUCACUGUGACCACCAAGCUUUUCUUCAUGCCAGUGAGUCUGCCCAACCAAGUGAGGAAAUGAAAACUCUCUUGAACCCUGAGUAUCUGGAACAUGAUGCCUAUGCAAUGUUCUCACAACUUAUGGAAACUGCCGAACCUUGGUUUUCUACUUUUGAGCAUGAUGGUCAAAAGGGGAAAGAAACACUGAUGACUCCCAUCCCCUUUGCUAGACCUCAGGAUUUAGGGCCAACAAUUGCUGUUGUUACUAAAGUCAACCAGAUCCAGGAUCAUCUACUGAAGAAGCAUGAUAUUGAGCUUUAUAUGCACUUGAACAGACUAGAAAUCGCACCACAGAUAUAUGGGUUACGGUGGGUCCGGCUACUCUUUGGACGAGAGUUCCCCCUGCAGGAUCUUCUGGUCGUUUGGGAUGCCUUGUUUGCAGAUGGCCUCAGCCUGAGUUUAGUUGAUUAUAUCUUCAUAGCCAUGUUACUCUACAUCCGAGAUGCUUUGAUCUCUAGUAACUACCAGACUUGUCUUGGCCUUCUGAUGCAUUACCCACUAAUUGGGGACGUACACUCCCUGAUUCUUAAGGCUCUGUUCCUUCGAGAUCCAAAGAGAAAUCCAAGACCAGUGACUUACCAAUUCCAUCCAAAUUUAGAUUAUUACAAAGCACGCGGAGCAGACCUCAUGAAUAAAAGCCGGACCAAUGCCAAAGGUGCUCCCCUGAAUAUAAAUAAGGUCUCUAAUAGCCUGAUUAAUUUUGGAAGAAAGUUGAUUUCUCCAGCAAUGACCGCCCCAGGCAGCGCGGGUGGCCCUGUACCAGCAGGUGGUAGUGGCAGCUCUUCCACUGCUGUGGUUCCCGCCAGGACCUUAGCAGAGGUCCCCAGGCAUCAUUUGCAGCAGCAGCAGCAGCAGCAGCAGCAGAGACUGAUGAAAUCAGAAAGCAUGCCCGUGCAGUUGAACAAAGGCGAUGUAGUUACAGGAAGCGAUGCUCAGGUUUCUGUUCCUGUCCAGACUCUAACUGACCUCCAAGGACAAAGUUCUAAAACCAUCAGUUCAUCCCCAAGCACUGAAAGUUUGCCUGGAGGAAGAGAAUUCACUGGCUCCCCACCUUCAUCUGCCACUAAAAAGGAUUCCUUUUUUAGCAACAUCUCCCGUUCCCGCUCACACAGCAAAACUAUGGGCAGAAAAGAAUCUGAAGAAGAAUUAGAAGCCCAAAUUUCCUUCCUUCAAGGACAGUUGAAUGACCUGGAUGCCAUGUGCAAAUACUGUGCAAAGGUGAUGGACACUCAUCUUGUAAAUAUUCAAGAUGUGAUAUUACAAGAAAAUUUGGAAAAAGAGGAUCAAAUUUUGGUUUCUCUGGCAGGAUUAAAACAGAUCAAAGACAUUCUGAAAGGUUCCCUGCGUUUCAACCAAAGUCAGCUGGAAGCUGAGGAGAAUGAGCAGAUCACCAUCUCAGAUGACCACUACUGCUCCAGUGGCCAAGGCCAGGGCCAGGGUGACCAAAUGCCUGGAGCCACCAAGCAGGCCUCUUCAGAAACAGCAGGGCGCAUGGACAGAGGGAACGCAGAUGACUUCAUCCUGCUCUCCAAAGAUGACGAGGGGGGUAGCGCCAAGGGGUCCUUCUCAGGCCAGGCCCAGCCUCUUCGCACCAUCCGAAGCACCCCUGGGAGAAGCGAGCCCCUGGCCCGCUCUCCUCUGGUGUUCUCCGACCCUCUGAUGGGCCCUGCCUCGGCUUCGUCCAGCAACCCCAGCUCCAGCCCUGAUGAGGACAGCAGCAGCAACAGCAAGGACUCUGGCUUCACCAUUGUGAGCCCCCUGGACAUCUGACCGCAGUGCCCCUGGCCUCCUUCAUGGGGACUGGCCGCCCCUCUCAGAAGCCCCAGGGCCCACCUGAGGCUCCCCCAGUGGAGACCCCUCUGAAACCAACACUUCUUUCCCAGCAUGCCUGUGGCCUUAGUGCAACCCAUCAGAACCCUCUAGAGAGGGGCAGACGGCCAUAGAGCACACAGAUGAAUGUUCACCAAAAUGCAGACAGGGCUUUCAGGGCCCUAUCCCACCCUACCUUUGCUCUGAGGUAGACAAGGGUUAAGUGUCCAGUAUCAUGCUCACUGUCAAAAAAGACCACAAUUAGAAUCAUUUUUCCUCUGUUCCCUUCUCCCCAACUAAGAAUUAAGUAUGGCAACUCCAUUAAUUAUAACUAAAAGAAGGAAGAAGAGUUGGUUUCAAAUCUUCCAUCCCUCAGAGCAUCAGGCAUAGGAAAAUUGACUGAUAUCAAGAAGGCUUUCCCUCUGGAAAUCUCUAUCUCAGCCUAUUUCAUUCCUCCUUUGGGAAGCCAUACAGCCGAGCCAAAUACAACAAUGGACUAGAACUGGUGGAUUCCAGGGCUGGACAAAACCCAUCACUGACCUCUCAGAAAGAGUCAUCUUUAGAAACAGGGUCUAAACUUAGGAAUCCUAUUUAGGUGUGAUGGGGGUUAGAUUUUUUCAUUUGUUAAAGAGUAUGUUUCCAAACCUCAGGCCAGAUCGACUCUGGCCAUCACUGUCCCUCCUCAGACGAUUAUAUUUCCCUCUUUAGAAUCUUUCACAACCAGAAAACAAGGUCACAUUAAGCCAGUCUUUGCUGCACUGAUUUCAAAAGUUGUAAGAAUAUUACUCGCUUGAAUUGGAAAAUGUGACCCUGACUAUGGGACAGAUAUCCCUCAGAUAGUCAGUUUUCUGGUGUAGUUUCUGUAGUUUUGGCUCUGGAAUACACCUGUCACCUGUCAAGUGAGAAGUAAAGGGAAAAACCGAAGCUCAUUCCCAUCCUGAGUCACGACCUCCCAUUGGCCUUAAAGUAGCAGUAACAGGGAAUUAAACCUGGAGUCCCUCCUAGGGACAGAACACUCCAGACAUCAAGAAGAUGCAGGGUUUCUGCACAGCCCUUCGCUUGCCGGGAGCCAGGCAUAGGAGCUGCAGGGCCCGGGCUCAGUUGUGCACGAUGUCCCAGGCACCACUGCCAGGGCAGGACCAGCUCUGACCCGCUGGUGCUUUCCUGGGCUUCAGCACACACUAGAGAUUUCCCCUUUUCAGCUGGAAGCUUAUGGAAUCUUGCUGGGCAGAAACCGUCCCAUGAGCUAUUUCUCUACUUAAGAGGAAAGGUCCCGAAAAGGACACUUUCCCUGUCCUUUGCGCAAAUAGGAAUUCUAACAAGAUAGCCACGGUGCCCAUUUCACCUCCGUGAGGGGGAGCAGCCCCCGCCCUGUGGUGACGGGUGCUCAGGGCUUCUCGGAGGACGGCAAGGCCUCUGGGCGGUGGAAGCGUUCACACGAACCAGUGAAAAGCGAAGUUUGAAAGACUAGACACCGUUUACAUUCCUUCCCACUGCUAAUGACCUGCUUUCCCACGUGCUCUCCAAGAAAGCAGGACUUGGAGUCAGCUACUUCAGAGAGGGCUCCACUUAGCUCUACAGUUUGUCCUCAGGCUCCAGCAGGAGAUCUCUGAACACGUGAGAAUGGGGGAUGAAUACUAAGUGUGGUUUUGCUUAGGUGACAGGGUAGCCUGGCUUUCCAUGAUUACUCAAAGACAAGCUGAUGAGCUGUCUGGCUCCCCGGUGGAGUGGUCUGCUCAGCACCCCUGGGGGUGACUCACAGAGUCACUUACUGCCCAGCAUGUGUCGCCUUGACCACACUUUGUAUGCUCCCUAGGUCCCAAUACAGUGAAUGGCCUUGCAACUGUGCACGGUUGCCAUUAUUUUCCCUCAGAGGACCUGGGUUGGGGCGUGGUCAGUGUUUUCAGUUCUAAGGUAAGAAGUGUGGAGCUGCCCUCAUCAGGGCUCCAAGACAAAGUGGAAAGGGCCGUGGAGAUGGCUGUCCCCCGGCAGUGGGUCCCAGUCAUCUGCUCACUUUCAGCAGUUCCUUUGCUUGAGCGCUAGAGGCCUGAUACUCCAGUGUCACUGGGCACCCACCACCCCGACAAGGCUCUAGGCUACUUACCUGCAGUUGGCUGGGUGGUUAGCGGUCCCUGAAAACUCCCAGCCCUCCAGCGCACGAGGGGUGGGUCCUCCAUUCUGUGCUUCCAUGUUGGUGCCACGUGAGAACCAAGGGGGUCUCUCAGAGGCGUUGCUUCUGUGGUCCCCAACGAGCCGCUCCCUCCUCGAAGGAAAGAAACAUGAGGGGGAGUGGGAUGUGGGCAGUGCCACCCUCAAAUUCCCAUAAGUCCGUGGGGUUUGAGAGUUGUAUUACUCUCUUAAUCUUUUUAAGUGACUGGUUUUUAUUCUUCAUAGUUGAGCAUCAUUUGCAUUUUUAUUAGUUACAGUGCUAUUAAGGAAUGUGUUCCUUUUUUAUUAUUUUAUCAAAUACCUAUGUUCAAGUGCACAUUUUUUUAAAUCCUGAAUAUAUGAAACCUUUUUGUUUUUCUUUAACAAGUAUAAUCAGUGGAGCCCUCUCAUGUUUUGAUUAUUAGCAGUUAAAUAUGUUUUAUAUAUAUAUAAAGCUUAGAUGAAUUUUCAUUGUCAUCCACUUUUUUAAUACAUGUACCUGUGUUUCAUGCAUUUCUCUCUGAUCAGUUUGGGAAUUCGAGUUAAAAUUUACCUCUACGUUAUAUGAGAGAGCUACAGAUUAGAGAAGGAAAAUCAUUAUGACUUUGCCUUACCUUUUGUAUUUGCCAAGGGAUCAUAAAACACUUUAAACAUUUAAUUAUACUGGAUUAUUCUUCCAGAGUUGACCUCCUGCUAAUGCUCACUGCUAACUGCAAUCUGGUAAGAAAUAAUGUCACUGCAGAACGAGUGUGAUUAAAAAUGAACCAAGGCCUCCCUGUGCGUUGCCUUCUGGGCAUCUGAGUUCAGUCCCGUGCAGCAGUCCUUCAGGUCUGACCACCCACCAGUAACAUUCCUCCACUUCCUCAGAGACGAGCAAAUAUAAAGCUCAGUGGCAGUUAUAUUGUCUGCUAAUGAUAGAUAACCUGCCGGAGUCAGCUCAGAUUUACUUUUUUGUUUGUAUUUUAUUAAGAAGCUGCCCCCUGGGGUUGUUACAGAACCAGAGUGGGGGGGGGGACGCAGGCCCUCUGGGUGGCUCUCCCAUGGAGGCCGGGCCAUUCACCCCCCUCCCCUGCAGGUGCACACCUGGCCUGGCUCCUGUGUGUCAAGCAGGGGCACUGGGGGUCCUUGGGGCAGGGAGAGGAGGCCGGGAUGAAUUAAAGACAGCACCUGGCAAGCUGGGCUUCCUUCUCACAGGCCAUUACUGCUUCCCCUGUGUUACUUUCAAAAGCUCUCUUUUUAUAGUGUUAAAAAGAAAUAAAAAGUUCCUGUAAACAGGCUUGAGACCACUUUGACGUAAAAGUUGUCAUAAUAAUUUGUCUCACGAUGGCACAUUUGAUUUAUAGAAUACCCUGUUGCGCCAUUUAUAUCCUAUUGCUUUGUUCUCCAUCUUUACGCUGCAACUCAUACUGAUUUAAGAAAUGACUUCUCCUUUUGGCAAAGUACGGUUAUAAUAAAAGACUAAUGUGAAA
Molecule: messenger RNA, 6585 nt
Organism: Ailuropoda melanoleuca (giant panda)
Lineage: Eukaryota; Metazoa; Chordata; Mammalia; Carnivora; Ursidae
Gene: TBC1D5
Product: TBC1 domain family member 5
Exons: 25
Coding region: 437-2929 (830 amino acids)
Biological process (GO): activation of GTPase activity
Molecular function (GO): GTPase activator activity
Source: RefSeq, a predicted model, not a curated record